Colletotrichum navitas is the source of this 766-nucleotide messenger RNA. RefSeq lists its product as uncharacterized. The coding region runs from base 91 to 582 and encodes 163 amino acids. The transcript has a single exon. NCBI's taxonomy places the organism in Eukaryota, Fungi, Ascomycota, Sordariomycetes, Glomerellales, Glomerellaceae. The record is from RefSeq and is a predicted model, not a curated record.
CGCGGCGAUGACUUAGCGAAACUUGCCGCGUCCCCCCCACUUGCGGGACGAGUUGCAAUUGCAGUCGCAAGCUGAGAUCGCAUCCGGGUGAUGAUGCCUCUCGUCUGGCGGGGAGGCUUGGGCUUAGCCACCGGUUCCGCGCGUCACGGUCGCGGACCGUCGUAUUCUACCGCCCCAUCUGUCGGACGGUCCGCAAAACAAAAAAGGGAACGAAACCCGCCCCACCGUCAUCGUGCCAAAUAUGGCCGGUUAUCGCCUGUUCCCUCUCGUCUCCUCUCCCCCUCUCUCAUCUCUGUCCACCCCGGCCGGAUGUUUGCUCCAGGCCGUCCGGGUCGGUUUGAUCGCCGCCCUCCAGCGCGACCAUUUCCCUGCCCGGGUACGUCGAUCCCAGAGCCAAAAAGUCUCUGCCAUUUCGAAAUUCACGACCGGCUAAUAAUCGCCUCGGUUCAGCCGCAAGGAAACUGCGGCUCAACUGCUGACUACGGUUGUGAGAGCGACAACCAGCCACCCCCUCCAUGUCGGCCGAUCUGUCAUGGUGGGCGAUCAGAGCCGUUGAGGCGUCUCAAACUCUCCCAGCUAUAAUGCUGGGGUGCGACAGCAUAAACUCUCUUCUUCUUUUUUUUUUUUUUUUUUUUUUUUUUUGGGCCAAUUUGAGUUGUGCCAGUUUGCCCCGUCUGGGGUGCGUAUAUGGGCGACGAAUGUCGCGAGUAUACCGGUACCAAACCUCCUCAAAGCUUGCUGAAGGUUAGCACAGUACCUGCGGUGC